Messenger RNA from Adineta steineri, 648 nucleotides. The record is from the annotation of a GenBank genome assembly. NCBI's taxonomy places the organism in Eukaryota, Metazoa, Rotifera, Eurotatoria, Adinetida, Adinetidae.
AUGACUGAAUAUAAGCUCGUCGUCGUCGGUGCUGGCGGCGUGGGCAAAAGUGCAUUGACAAUUCAACUUAUUCAAAAUCAUUUCAUUGAUGAAUAUGAUCCAACAAUUGAGGAUUCAUAUCGAAAGCAAGCUGUUGUUGAUGGUGAAACUUGUCUACUUGAUAUUCUGGAUACUGCUGGACAAGAGGAAUAUAGUGCCAUGCGUGAUCAGUAUAUGCGUGGUGGUGAAGGAUUUUUAUGCGUGUUUGCAGUUAACAGUGCGAAAUCUUUCGAAGAAAUAAAACAAUAUCGUGAACAGAUAAAACGUGUUAAAGAUGCUGAUGAUAUACCAAUGGUUUUGGUAGGAAAUAAAAUUGAUUUACCAACGCGUACUAUUGAUUUAUCAUGUGCAAAAGAUUUUGCUGCAUCCUUAUCAAUGCCAUUUGUUCAAACAUCAGCUAAAACACGACAAGGUGUAGAAGAUGCAUUCUAUACUCUCGUACGAGAAAUUCGAAAAUAUAAGGAACGUACACGCAAAGAUCGAAAAGGUCGUAAAAAUAAAAAUUCUAAUAGUGGAACAAAUAAUAAUGGAAAUAAAUCUUCAUCAAAAGAUGCUCGCAGUCAAAAUGUAAAACAACGUACGGGAAAACGAGGUUGUAUACUAAUGUAA